AUGUUUCAAUCUUUGGCAAGCAGAUCCUUGAGCUUCAGAGCAUUUAUCUGCAUCAAGUGCUCUGGAGUACAUAGAAGCCUUGGAGCACACAGAACGAAGGUUUUAUCGGUGAAGCUGGAUGAAUGGACCCAUGAGCAAGUUGAUGAGUUAAUCGAAAUGGGAGGAAAUAUUGCAGUCAACUUGAAAUAUGAAGCUUGUAUUCCAGAUAAUUAUCAGAAACCAAAACCAAAUUCCUCUAUAGAGGAGCGAGAAGAUUUCAUAAGGAGAAAAUAUGAGUUGCAACAGUUUCUGAACAAAGAUAAGCAGAUGUCAUGCCCCUUUCCAGCUCCAUCGCCCUCAGAUUGUAGUGCUUUAAUCUGUUAUUCUAAAUCACCCAGUGAGAGAAAACACUAUGAGAAACAAACCACCAGUAAUCGCAUUCAGGGUAUAGGCCAUGCACUUCGCAAAAGCUGGAGAAGAUCUGAAAGCAAGGGAACAAAGAAAAGCACCUCAAUGGCAGGUAUGGUCGAAUUUGUAGGAUUGAUCAAGGUUAACGUAGUGCGAGGGACCAACCUAGCUAUCCGAGAUAUAUUGACAAGUGACCCAUACGUCAUCCUCUCACUGGGAAAUCAAUCAAUGAAGACACGCGUCAUAAAUAGUAACCUGAAUCCAGUUUGGAAUGAAAAGCUAAUGUUGUCAAUUCCUGAAAACGUUCCACCGCUGAAGUUGCUUGUAUACGACAAGGAUACAUUCACGCCUGACGAUUUUAUGGGGGAUGCUGAGAUUGAUAUUCAGCCUCUGGUGACUGCUGCAAACGCCUUCGAGUGCUCCUCAAUCUACGAGUCAACACAGCUUGGAAAGUUGAAGGCGAGCAAAGAAAAUGCACUCGUUCGUGAUGGUGUCAUCACCUCUGAAGAUGGUAGGGUGAAGCAGGAUAUUUGUAUCCAGUUGCAGAAUGUUGAAUGUGGAAUUGUAGAAAUCGAGCUUGAAUGUAUGCCGCUCACACAAUAG
Messenger RNA from Fraxinus pennsylvanica, 990 nucleotides. NCBI's taxonomy places the organism in Eukaryota, Viridiplantae, Streptophyta, Magnoliopsida, Lamiales, Oleaceae. The record is from the annotation of a GenBank genome assembly.